GAUCUGUACAAGGAGGCCAUGAUGGAGGAGCACCAGCCUCUUAUAUCACAAGAAAAUCUCAGUAAGAAAUGUGAAAAUGUCAUGUUACCACUAGAAGAAGAUAUCCUGCAGCGCUCUUCAGGAGAAAACCUCAUUACCCUUAAUGUACAUCCAGGGCUUCACAGUACAGAUCUGUCAUAUAAUCCUCCUAAUUAUGAGGAACCUUCUCCUGACCAAUCACAGAUUGUUACCGCAAGUACAAGUCAGAAAAGGAUUAAAAGGUUUCAUUGUGAUAAAGAAUCCACAAACAGCUCAGGACUUUCUACACACCGAAGACGUCACAAAGGAGAGAAAAUAUGUUCAUGUUUAGAAUGUGGGAAAUGUUUCACGCGGAAAUCAAGUCUUGUUAAACAUCAGAGAAGACACACAGGAGAGAAGCCAUAUUCAUGUUCAGAAUCCGUAUGA
Bufo gargarizans (Asiatic toad) is the source of this 444-nucleotide messenger RNA. RefSeq names its product zinc finger protein 614-like. The record is from RefSeq and is a predicted model, not a curated record. Gene Ontology annotation, biological process: regulation of transcription by RNA polymerase II. Gene Ontology annotation, molecular function: DNA-binding transcription factor activity, RNA polymerase II-specific; RNA polymerase II cis-regulatory region sequence-specific DNA binding. NCBI's taxonomy places the organism in Eukaryota, Metazoa, Chordata, Amphibia, Anura, Bufonidae. The transcript has 3 exons. Bases 19 to 444 code for a protein of 141 amino acids.